AUGACAAUACCAGUUGUUAUUGUCGGUAUUGUUGUCCUUUCAGUGACAAUCACGGUUUGUACAGUCAUUUUAUUGGGAUUUUGUUUGUGGCCGGUUAUUCAAGAAUUGCAAGAAGCUAAACGUUUGAAAGAAAGACAAAAUAAACAGGCAAAUUCAUCCGGUUUUCUCAAUGUUAGAAGUGAACGUAUUUAAUUAUUUUUUAUGCAUUAUGUUUUUUUAUACCUUUUCAUAUGUUAAUAUUUUUGUCAUAAUUAAAUACAAUAUCACGUUUUAGUCAUUGUUGUUGAUUAUGAAAUCAUACGAUUUUUAUUUAUUGAACGAUAUCAUGACAUAUUAAUAUCAUUUAUUAUGAUGAAACGGAAGUCAUUUUUUUAAACAAAUCAACUAUUAAACAAAUAAACAAUGUGUGAACUCAUGAUUGUAAUAGUUAAAAAGGUCAAUGUCAAAUAUGUAUGAGAGAAAUAUUAUUAUUUGAACAUGGAAUAGAAUUGAUUUUUCAAUUGUUGACUGGUUUAACCUUGAACAUAAUACCGUAAUUGCAAGAAGAAUAAUCAUUUAAAGUCACAAAUAAUAGAUUUAAAGAGAGAAAAUUCAUAUAAUAGAUAUAUAUUUUUAAUUCUAAAUUUGAUGAAACAAUAUAUUAUCUUGACAUUUUGUUACGCCGACAUUAAUGUGUGAACGUGCAAGUGAAUUCUAUUUAAAAUUGAUUGCAAGGUUUUCAGUGAGCUACAAUUAUAUUUAAUCAUCGAGACUGCUGUUCCAAUUCAGUGCCAUACAAAUUGUGAGUUUGCAUUGGUGGAAUUUUAAUUCUCUGUACAACUAUAUUUAUCUAUAAAGACUUUUCUUUCCAAAAAAAAUAGAACAAAUAAAAAUACCCAGCUAUUUUAAAUUCAAGACAAAGAUUUUCUUUUAUUGUUUUUGACAUCUGUAAAUCGCGUGUUUAUAAAGAAGUUUAAGAGGAUUAAGUCAAAAACAUCAGAAAGACUCACUUUUGUUUUGAUUGGCUUUGAUAGGGUGCAUACAGCACAGUUCAGUUUUAUGUUUUCAUUCUCAUUAUGAUAUUGGCUGCAUUGAGAGUAGAAAUUCAGGCGAUCAAAGUCUUUGAAUAGUAAUCCUUCUUUACCCUGUGUUUUGUUUCACUUUAGAUUUAUUUGUUAGUACAUUUUUCUGAUUUUCUGUAACCUAACAUUUUUAUGCUUCAGCAUAAAAAUAUCGUCUGAAUUCAUGAAAAAUAAUAUUUUCAUGAGUAACUCGAUACGGUUUAUAUUUAACCAUACUAGAAACUUCUUCUAUAAUUUUGUAUUGUCGGU
Molecule: messenger RNA, 1310 nt
Organism: Rotaria socialis
Lineage: Eukaryota; Metazoa; Rotifera; Eurotatoria; Philodinida; Philodinidae
Source: the annotation of a GenBank genome assembly